UUCUGGAUCUACUCCGAGUGCUGUCUGACUGCUGGAUAUACACGAAUCAGAUAUUCUGAAACCAGGGUAAUCACUGGUGCAGCUGAGAGGAGCUUGUAAUGGAGAUAUCUCAGGAAGGCGUUGGCCAGGGGACUGAGGAGGGCGACACGGCCCAAGCUGCAGGUUGCGACAGUAAAGACGAAAUGCUGACUCAGCCACCGGUACAGGAGACGUCACCAACCUCACCGUCCUCAGAAAGAAAAUUUGAGUAUUCGUCGGAACGAAUGUUACUGACUCAAGCUAGACGUAAAGUAUUCAAGAACUUCCGUAGAAAGCACAACAUAAUUCAUGCGGUUCCCUCUUCAGCUACUGCAUUCGAGGAAACGGACGCUCCCACUGACUUAGCAACAGAAACUGGUACAUUCACUGUAGUUGCCACUGACUCGACUUCCUUGGCAUCUCGCACUAUCCAUGGCACUUAUACAACCACUUAUCCUUCUUCUUCUAAAGCAAAGGACCCUUCAAUCGUCAAAACAAUCACUGAUAUUUCUACUGCCAUAGCAAAGAAGGAUCUUAUCAUUACCACAGCAGCUACUGACAUUCCUACUGCCGCAGCAAAGAAGGAUCUUAUCAUUACCACAGCAGCUACUGACAUUCCUACUGCCGCAGCAAAGAAGGAUCUUAUCAUUACCACAGCAGCUACUGACAUUCCUACUGCCGCAGCAAAGAAGGAUCUUAUCAUUACCACAGCAGCUACUGACAUUCCUACUGCCGCAGCAAAGAAGGAUCUUAUCAUUACCACAGCAGCUACUGACAUUCCUACUGCCGCAGCAAAGAAGGAUCUUAUCAUUACCACAGCAGCUACUGACAUUCCUACUGCCGCAGCAAAGAAGGAUCUUAUCAUUACCACAGCAGCUACUGACAUUCCUACUGCCGCAGCAAAGAAGGAUCUUAUCAUUACCACAGCAGCUACUGACAUUCCUACUGCCGCAGCAAAGAAGGAUCUUAUCAUUACCACAGCAGCUACUGACAUUCCUACUGCCGCAGCAAAGAAGGAUCUUAUCAUUACCACAGCAGCUACUGACAUUCCUACUGCCGCAGCAAAGAAGGAUCUUAUCAUUACCACAGCAGCUACUGACAUUCCUACUGCCGCAGCAAAGAAGGAUCUUAUCAUUACCACAGCAGCUACUGACAUUCCUACUGCCGCAGCAAAGAAGGAUCUUAUCAUUACCACAGCAGCUACUGACAUUCCUACUGCCGCAGCAAAGAAGGAUCUUAUCAUUACCACAGCAGCUACUGACAUUCCUACUGCCGCAGCAAAGAAGGAUCUUAUCAUUACCACAGCAGCUACUGACAUUCCUACUGCCGCAGCAAAGAAGGAUCUUAUCAUUACCACAGCAGCUACUGACAUUCAUACUGCCGCAGCAAAGAAGGAUCUUAUCAUUACCACAGCAGCUACUGACAUUCCUACUGCCGCAGCAAAGAAGGAUCCAUUCAUUGUCACAUGUGCUGAUACGUCUAUUGCCACAGCAGAGAUUGAACCUUUCAUAACAGCUACUGGUAUUUUUACUGCCAGAACAGAGACCGAUCCUUUAAUUGCCACAACUACCGACAUUCAUACCGCCAGGACAAUUGCCUCGACUUCCGCAGAUGCUCGUGCUACUGCUGGCAUUGAAACUUUCAUUGCACCAAAUCCUACCGAUCACCUCAGUGCCACAACGGCCACGGGACCUUCCACUGGAACAACCGCUGGGUUUUCAAACGCCUCAACUCAGACCACCGCUGCAGUUAUCACGAAAAAUGACACGUCCACAGACGACUCCUCCACCUCCGAGGACACUGACACUUCCUAUUCCACCGACACUUCUACGGACGCCGACACUUCUACAUACACUGGUCAUGUACGUAAAUACAAACACAGUUUAUUAAGAAAGUUCAUUGAGGCAAGGAAAAAGCCCCCUCAACAUAAGCCAAUUCCUGCCUCAGAAGAUGAACUAUUUGAAUUCUUGGAAUCUGAUGACUGACAGAGAUCAGUUUGAAACUUAAAUAUCAUCUUCACGUAUUCUUUGAUCCCGCGGAACAGGGCUAGGUUACCUGCAAGAAGUUCCCAUACUCCCAUCCCACCCAUUCAGAAAUUAGAUCACGUUAAUUCAUUUACCAAAGAAGCUGCAAAUUAAGCUGGAUAAAUUUACGCGAUCCAUUUUUUUUCGUCGCCUGUGACAAGUCAGCGAAUGUGAAUGAGGGAAACGCACCGAAAUUAAGAGUGGCUGACUUCAAAAUACUUUACCACAUGAAACUUAAAGAAAGAAAGAAAGAAAGAAAAAACAUUUUAUAAAUUAAUAUAAGAACAGAGCCAUUAGAUAUUACAAUAUACGCGUAUAGUUUUUAGUAUUAAGCUAAGAAUUCUGAGUGCUGAAAAACAGGAUUUUAGCUAUCCUAACAGACUUCUAUUAGUUCUGUAAUAAUUCUUUAAAACAUUAAAUAUAUUUUAGUUUUUAUUAUUUCAAAGAAAACUGACAGUUGAAUACAUGUUCAUAACAAAAUGUAAAGAGUGAAAUAAC
Molecule: messenger RNA, 2540 nt
Organism: Zootermopsis nevadensis
Lineage: Eukaryota; Metazoa; Arthropoda; Insecta; Blattodea; Termopsidae
Source: RefSeq, a predicted model, not a curated record